AUGAGCGUCAGAGGCGGGGGAGCCGGACAGGUGUCGUCGUUUCGUUCGCUAAAGCCCCUGGAUUUGAGGAGCGAGGAUUCGCGGAAAGCGGCGAUCCCGCUGGGGCCGGAGGGCGCCGUGCUGCACGGGCGGCUCGACAACGGCGUGACGUACUACGUGCGCCGCAACGCCAAGCCGCAGCACCGCGCAGCACUGGCGCUGGCGAUCCGCGUGGGAUCUCUAGCUGAGGAGGAGGCAGAACGAGGAGUGGCACACAUUCUGGAGCACCUAGCCUUCAGCGCGACGAGGCGCUACAGCAACCACGACAUCGUGCGCUUCCUCGAGAGCAUCGGCGCGGAGUUCGGCGCGUGUCAGAACGCGUACACGUCAGCAGACGAGACGGUGUUUGAGCUGCAGCUGCCCGUGGAUAAGCCCGAGCUGCUGCCGCACGCCAUCUCCAUUCUUGCUGACUUUGCCAGCGAGAUCCGGGUGUCAGAGGAGGACGUGGAGAAGGAGAGGGGAGCGGUGCUGGAGGAGUGGCGGGAGAGGAGGAACGCCAUGGGGCGCAUGCAGGACGCGCACUGGCAGCUGCUCAUGCAAGGCAGCAAGUACGCGGAGCGGCUGCCUAUCGGGCUGGAAUCAGUGAUUCGCGGCGUGCCAGCAGCGGCGGUGAAGCGCUUCUAUCACACGUGGUACCACCCCGCUAACAUGGCCGUGGUCGCUGUGGGGGACUUUCCCGAUGCUCAGGCAGUGGUGGCGCUGAUAGCAGAGUACUUUGCUGCCAAGCUGCCGCUCUGCCCCUCGGCGUGCUCUGCAGUGCCAGAGGAGCCCUUCCACCCGCACUCACAGCCACGCUUCUCCGUCUUCGUUGAAAGGGAGGCCGGCGGGUCAGCAGUGAUGGUGACGUGCAAGGCGCCUGUGCACGCAAUGGUGACGCCCAUGGACUACAGGCAGUAUCUGGUGGAGGAGCUGUUCCAGGCCGCCCUCUCGCACCGCCUCUUCCUGCUCUCCCGCCGCCCCAACCCGCCCUUUUACGCCGCUGCUGCCACGGUGGAGGCGCUGGUGAAGUCCUCGCGCUCCUUCUCGCUCAGCGCCAGCUGCCAGGACAAGGGCACGCUCAAGGCGCUGGAGGCGCUGUGGAUGGAGGUCGCGCGGGUGCAAGUGCAUGGCAUAUCAGACCGAGAGCUAGCGAUGGCGCGCGUGCAGUGUCUGGCGGACGUGGAGUCGGCCUACGUGGAGAGGGAGCAGACGUACAGCGAGGCUCUCCGGGAGGAGUACCUGGCGCACUUCCUCAAGGACGAGCCCUCGCCCGGCAUUGAGUACGAAGCCAGACUGGCCAAGGCGCUGCUGCCAGGCAUCACAGCGGCAGAAGUGGCAGCGGUGGCAUUGGAGAUGUCUCCCAGCAGCAGCUGCGUGGUGAAGAUCGUGGAGGCCAAGGCGCACGCCACCGUGGAGGCCAUCCAAGGCGUCAUCAACCGCGUGAUGCGGGCCAAGGAGGCCACUGUGGCUGCCAUGCGCGCUGACGAGGCUGCCAAGGCUGCUGUGGAGGCCAACGAGGCUGCUAAGGCUGAAGAGGCGAAGGGGGUUGCUGUGGAGGCGAAGGAGGCUGCUGACGCGGUGAGGGAAGAGGAGGAGUCGGCAGGAGCGGUGGAGAGUGGUGGAGGGGGAGGAGAGAAGAAAGGGGGAGGAGAGAAGAAAGGGGGAGGAGAAGAAGGGAAUGCUGAAAAGUCAGGAGAGGGAGGAGGAGAGGGGGAUGGUGGUUUAGAGGGUGGGGGUGGGGUGGAAGGGGGAGGAGAGGGGACAGAAGCAACAGCAACAACAGCAGCAGCAGCAGGAACAGCAACAGCUGCAGCAGCAGCAGCAGGGGGCGGUGAAGCAGCAGCAGCAGCAGCAGGGGGGGGUGAAGGUGAAGAAGCGGUGGAGCUGAUAGAGCCGUGGACUCUGGACGACAUUCCCGAGAGCAUCGUGCAGACACCACCAGUACCGGGGGAGGUGGAGGAGCGGAGGGAGUAUCCGGGUGUGGGAGUGACGGAGCUGAGGUUAUCCAAUGGCAUGCGCGUGGCGGUCAAAUGCACCGACUUCCUUGACGACCAGAUCCUAAUAUCUGGAUAUGCAUACGGGGGUCUCUCAGAGGUGUCUGAAGUGGACUAUUACACGGCGGCCAUGGCGCAGAGCAUAGCGGGGGAGGCGGGCAUAUUCGGCCACCCACCAGCUGUCAUGGCGGAGCUGCUGGCCGGCAAGCGCGUGGAGGUGGGCGGCAAGCUGUCGUCCUACAUGCGCGUGUUCUCGGGGGAGUGCUCCCCGGACGACCUUGAGACGGCUCUGCAGCUGGUGUACCAGCUGUUCACGUGCAGCAUCAGGGCAGAAGCCAAGGACAUAGCGCUGAUCAAGCAGAUGACCAGGGAGGCCGUGCGCGGGCAGCAGCGCGACCCCUUCGCUGCCUUCGCCAACCGCGUGAGGGAGAUCAGCUACGGCCGCAGCUACCAGUUCAAGCCAAUCACGGAGUCGGAUCUGAGGCGCGUGGAUUACAGCAGGGCGUGUGAGUACUUCGGGCGGGCGUUCAAGGACCCGUCGCCCUUCACUGCUGUCAUUGUCGGCAGCACACGCCUAGAGCAGGCGCUGCCCCUCAUAAAGCAGUACCUGGGCGGCAUCCCGGUGCCCCCGCCACCAGCCGCCAUGCCACGCUACGAGCGCGACUCGCUCACGGCGCUGCCCUUCAAGUUCCCCGACUCCCUCAUCCGGGAGGAGGUGAGGAGGGUGAUGGUGGAGGCGCAGGGCUACACGCAGAUCACCUUCCCACUCAACAUCCCGGCCAGCCCCAAAGUCGUGGAGGAAACCAUGUGGGUGGGCUUCCUGACGAAGCUGCUGGAGACGCGGGUCAUGCAGCUGCUGCGAUUCAAACACGGCCAGAUCUACACGGUGUCGGCAUCGUCCUUCCUGGGGGGGGCGCGUCCGUCCCGCGAUGGCGGGGUGAGGGGGGACCUGGCAGUCGCAUUCUCCUGCGACCCCACCACCGCCUGGUCGCUCGUGGACCUGAGCGUGGCGGAAAUAGAGCGAGUGCAGAGGGAGGGGCCGGAGGAAGCAGACGUGAAGACGGCACGGGAGCUGGAGCAGCGAGCGCACGAGAUGGGGCUGCAGGAGAACUCCUUCUGGCUCGACCGCGUCGUCAGGGCGUACCAGACGCGCCUGUACGACGGCAACGUGGACGAGUCGUUUCAGGCACUGGAAGACAUUCGCCUGCGUCUCAUCAGCCAGCUCAGCACUGACUCAGUCCGCACCAUGCUGACUCAGCUACUCCCAGUGCCAUGCUCCAAGCAGUACACAGCUGUCAGCCUCGUGCCAACUCAGCCCCUGUGGCGCCGCCUGCUGUCGCUGCCGCCCAAGCAGAACCCAGGCCUCACUUCCGAAUCCAAAGUGAGCUUCUAUUCCACAACCGCACCUUAUCUCAUCGCUCGUGCUCCCAUCUGA
Messenger RNA from Closterium sp. Naga37s-1, 3447 nucleotides. The record is from the annotation of a GenBank genome assembly. Lineage: Eukaryota; Viridiplantae; Streptophyta; Zygnematophyceae; Desmidiales; Closteriaceae.